AUGUCAAAACUAGCAGCAGCAGCAGCGGCAGCAGCAGCUAUUUCCCUCUUACUAGCGCUGCAGCUAUGUUGCGAUGCAUCCAUCUCUUCAGAACACUGUCGUCCUGACGAGAGCAUUGCCCUGCUGCAGUUCAAGAACUCCUUCGUCGGAGGAGUUCUCAACGACGACAGGAUGGCGACGUGGAAGGAAGGAUCGGACUGUUGCUUGUGGGAAGGUGUUACUUGCGACCACUUCACUAGUCAUGUCGUCGGCCUCCACCUCGACUGUCCUUUUGACGAGACGACGACUCUGCAUCCAGACAGCUCUCUUUUCCACUUGCGGCACCUCCGGAGCCUCGACCUGUCACGCAACGGCUUCCAAGGCUCCACAAUCCCAUCAAACUUCACCCAGUUGACCAACCUGGCUCACCUCAACCUCUCCAGAUCAAGGUUUUCGGGUCACAUCCCACUCGGGUUCAGCCAUCUCAACAAACUUGUCUCACUUGAUCUUUCCUUUAAUGGACCAAAUGGUGGUGAUCAAGAAAAAGCACUCUCCUUUGCAGACAACCACGAUUUCUCCAACCUGCUGCUCAACGCCACGGGAUUAAGCAAGCUUGUCCUUCACUAUAUGGACAUGUCAAACAUCAAACCUUCCUCCUUCUCCAACUUAUCGCGCUCCUUGACGUAUAUCGACCUUUCCGAAUGUGGACUAGCAGGAAAUUUUCCAGAGAGCGUCUUCCGCUUGCCAAACCUGCAAGUGUUUCUUCUCGGAUACAACCCACUGCUCUCCGUUCAAUUUCCAUCAUCAAAUUGGACUGCUGGCCGCCUCAAGGUAUUAUCACUCUCCUCUGUCAAUGUGUUCCGGCAACUGACUAUCCCUGCUUCAAUCGGGAAUUUGAAGUCCUUGGAUACUCUGCUCCUUGAGAACUGCUCAUUGUUGGGAUCAAUCCCAGCUUCCAUAGGAAACCUCACAUCAUUGACUUACUUAGACCUCCGAGACAAUUCGUUGUCUGGAAAAUUUCCUGAUAUUCUCUCCAACCUAGUUCGGCUACAACACUUGUCUUUACGCUGCAACAAGAUUUCUGGCUGGUUUCCCGACGUUUUUGGCAACCUUUCUCAAGAACUCACACUCCUAGACGUUUCCAGUAACAAUUUCACAGGUCCUAUUCCAUCUCUCAUCUACACGGAGAAGCUUGAGUUUCUUGACAUAAGCUACAACAUGAUUGAAGGCCCACUUUCUAUCCCAUGGAGUCCAAGCCUUUCAUAUUUGUCAGUGGCCAAUAAUAAGUUUGCAGGGAGGAUUCCGUACCGCAUGAUCUGCAACCUCACAAUCCUUAGCGUCAUCAACUUGUCUAACAACAACUUGAGUGGCGAAAUUCCAGCGUGCUUGACCAACCUUAUCCAACUGUCAACCCUGCAGUUGAGGAUGAACAACCUCCACGGUUCAUUUCCGUCGGUGUUUGGCAAUAUGAGCUCCUUGGAAAAUCUGGACUUGAAUGGCAACACAUUGGGAGGUUCAUUGUCGCAAAGCUUAACAGCGUGCAAGAAGCUUGAAGUAUUGGAUGUUGGGAAUAAUGAAAUCAGUGGUGUUUUCCCACAUUGGUUGUCAUCUCUUCCUGUACUGAAAGUUCUCAUCUUGCACUCCAACAGUUUCCAUGGUCCUAUCACGACCGAAUCUAUGAAUCCCGUGGACGGCUUCUCCAUGUUGCGGAUACUGGACAUUUCCCACAACUACUUCGAUGGUCUUCUUCCUGCAACGCUGUUUCACAAGUUCCCGAGCAUGAUGAUGCUGGAAGAGUCGUCAAUUUAUAAUGAGUACUACACUGUUGUUCUGACAGUGAAAGGUCAAGAGAUGAUGAUAACCAGAAUCCUCACCAUAUUCACCACCAUGGAUUUGUCGAACAACGAUUUUCGUGGCAGUAUUCCAGAAGCAAUUGGAGAGCUCGAAUCGCUCAAGCACCUUAAUCUCUCACACAACAGCCUCAGUGGCCCAAUCCCAUCUUCCCUGGUGAACUUGACCGAACUCGAAGCCUUGGAUCUCUCCUUCAACCAACUUACAGGAGUGAUCCCACCACAACUGGCAAGUUUAACAUCUCUUGAAAAACUCAACUUGUCGCAAAAUUUACUCCGAGGGCCAAUACCCCAAGGCAAUCAGAUCCAGACAUUUGAUAAUGCUUCUUACAUUGGAAACCAAGAGUUGUGCGGGCCUCCUCUGUCCAAGAAGUGCAAUGGUGAUGACGGUGAUGGUAACGACCAUCAUGACGAUUCUGAACCCGAGUUCGAUGGAGCAUUAUUCGAUUGGGCAUUUGCAGGGGCAGGGUAUGGAUGCGGCCUGGUGAUUGGGAUAUCGGCUGCCUACAUUAUGUUCACAAUCAGGAAGCCAAGAUGGCUGGUGGAUAUGAUAGAUAAAUGGAUUCGUUGGCAACAACAGAAUAGGCGUUGGAGGCCGGCGAUAACCUUUUAA
Molecule: messenger RNA, 2442 nt
Organism: Linum tenue
Lineage: Eukaryota; Viridiplantae; Streptophyta; Magnoliopsida; Malpighiales; Linaceae
Source: the annotation of a GenBank genome assembly